CAUGAAAUUCAGAUAAUUUUCCACUUGUUCAUCAAGAUGGAAAACUCGGAUUCCGAUGAUGAGGGAGAUGGCGUUUCAGUCCAACGCAGAAGUCAGAUGGACCGACUGGUUCGGGAAGAAGAUUUCUACCGAUUCGUAACUAAUCUGACUGAAGAAGAUUACAAACUUAUGAGGGACAACAAUUUGCUAGGCACCCCAGGUGAAAGUACGGAAGAAGAGUUGCUGAGAAGACUUGAACUAAUUAAAGAAAACCCACCACAAAACUCAGAUGAAAAUACAGGUGGAGGAGACUCUUCAGAUGAUGUGUCUAGUGGUGAGUCUACAAUAGACUCGCCUAACUCUUUUGGACAAACUGAAAAUGUGACAAGUGGACAAGGAGAAAACCAAUCUCGGAGAGAAGUGAGCCAAAAUAAUCCUAACAGUGAUGAGUUCAGAUUUGGUUUAGAAAUAAAUUUUAACCUUGAUAAUGAGAACCCAAAUCCAGAGAAUGAAUAUGUAGUACCUGCAAGACUUCCCAGAAGAGAAAAUAUGGAAGACAGCCAAAGGCAAGUGCAAAAUCCACAAUAUGAAUCAAUAUUUACAAGACCAUCUACAUCAGAACAAGAUACAACUGACGCAUUAAUGGAAUUCCCACCUACCAGAAGUCAAAAAAGAACAAGAAGUAGGAGCCCAGACUCUUGGAGAACCAGAGCAAGAAGUGAAAGUUGGUCAGCUCCAGAUUCACUAUGGGAAAUUUACCAAAGAUUUGGUUAUAGUAUAGCAUCUCAGACUCUUGAGCAGCCUCUGGUAAGUGAGAAUGAGAGCUUUUCUAGAACUGAGCACCAAGAAACAUUGAGACAGCAAAUGACUGGACUUGAGUUUCAAAAUAGGGGUCUUAUUGAAACUUCUAGAACAAGGAAUGCCGUUCAUGGAGAAUAUUCUCCAGAUACAACCAGCAGUGGUGAAUCUUGGCAACUGAGGGAAAUAAAUCCAACCAUACCCUUCAGUCUUGAAGUAGGACAAGUUCAUUCUGGAGCAUAUUCUCAAAGAGACAGCAUAGCUAGUACAACUCAGUUAACAUCUGAGACACCAAACAACACUGUCACUUUAGAAAGUGAACAAGGAGGACUGAGGCAUAUGUUUUCACAUUCUGAGCAGGCAGAUGUGAGAGCUUGGGUCAAUACCAUCAGAAAUCCCAUUCGUAGAAUUUUAGAUACUAGCUUAAAUGAUACAACAUCUAUUCCAAUUCAGAGCACGUUAAGGCAGACAGUGACAGGAUUUAGUGACUCAAGUAACCUUAUGGACGAUGACAGUAAUUUAGAGCAUAGUUUCUCACCUCCAAGUCAAAACAUGGAAAGGGCAGAGUCACCAAAUAGAAGUAAUGGUUCUCAGGAUUCUAGUAGUAGAUCUUGGGGUUCUGAUUCAGAUCCUAGCUAUGGUCCCUAUUCAAGUUCCACACAGAUUUCUAGUUCUAUCAUCAAUUAUAUGUCUAGUUCCAGUUCUAGUCCUAUGUCCAGUUCCAGCUCAAGUGAUGAAAAUUCAGAUAUUAGCUCACUGCUGUUUGAAGGCAGUGAAGAAAGAAGCUUAUCAUCAGGCUUACCAUCAGAGACCAGGGAAGAGGGUAGACAAAUGACCCCAGUAAUAUUUGAUGACAGUGACUCUUGGCCCUCCCUUAAUCUGGACCAGAUUUUCCUCUUAAAUGAAGAUGAUCAAUACCAAUCUACAGGACUCACCAAAGCACAGAUUGACAACUUGGCUGUAAGAUCUUUUGGUGAAAAUGAUGCAUUGAAUGCCUGCAGCAUUUGCAUUACAGAGUACACAGAAGGCAACAAGCUUCGCAUCCUACCUUGCUCCCAUGAAUAUCACAUUCACUGCAUUGAUCAAUGGCUGUCUGAGAAGUCUACCUGUCCUGUUUGUCGUCGGCAAGUGGUGGAUUCCAGUGAGAGAGAAGAUUCUGAUUGA
Hippopotamus amphibius kiboko is the source of this 1941-nucleotide messenger RNA. RefSeq names its product E3 ubiquitin-protein ligase RLIM-like. Gene Ontology annotation, cellular component: cytoplasm; nucleoplasm. The record is from RefSeq and is a predicted model, not a curated record. Gene Ontology annotation, molecular function: ubiquitin protein ligase activity. Gene Ontology annotation, biological process: random inactivation of X chromosome; ubiquitin-dependent protein catabolic process; protein ubiquitination. NCBI's taxonomy places the organism in Eukaryota, Metazoa, Chordata, Mammalia, Artiodactyla, Hippopotamidae. The transcript has 2 exons. Bases 37 to 1941 code for a protein of 634 amino acids.